AUGGAUAACCUUCACUUGAGUGUCAUAGCUGUGGUCCUUUACUUUAAUCUUCCUGGAUCAAUGGGAACCAAGUCACAGCGGAUUCUUCUUGAUACACAUCACCAUUCAGACUGCCGGUGGGAUGGGGAGUUCUCAGCAAAUUGUUCUUUUACCGGAAUAUCUACUAUUCCAGAAGAUGUGUCACAAACAGCAACCACAGCUGAUUUUAGUUACAAUAAUAUUAAAACUUUCAUGCAUACUGAUGAAAGAAAUGACAAAUGGAUGCUGAAACACCUGAAUCUCAGUAACAACCUGAUUUCUGAACUCUCCUUAACUGCUUUUAGAAACUUACCCGUUUUAGAAACUCUCAACCUCAAUGGUAAUGCCAUCCACACCCUCACACUGGACGUACCUAUGCCUGCACAUGAGUCUAAAAAGCAAGGAAAAAGCUGUCACCUCCUGCCUGCUCUGAAAGUAUUGUCAGUUGAAAGAAAUAAUCUUCACGCAGUUCCAAGAGGACUGGGCCUGCUGCAGUCUUUGCAAACUGUCCAUUUGUCAUCCAAUGGCAUACGACAGAUCAAUCUGGAUGAUUUUCAAAACUGUUCACAGCUGAAGGACAUCGACUUGCAAAACAACAAGAUAACUAAAAUUCAUCCAGAUGCCUUCAGGGACCUCAACAAAUUACAGGUCAUGGAUCUCCGCGAAAAUGCUCUGACAACCCCUCUACCACAGGUAUUAAUCAGUUUGAACUUCUUUCAACUUGAAGUGGAUUUGUCAAAUAACGGUAACGGAGUCUCUUGGUGGACACCUAAAGGCAGAAUUUCAAAAGAUAAUCAUCUUCCUCAUAUGGCACUGGAUAAAAUGAAUAAUUUAGUGAUAUACAAUGCUGACAAAACUGCUGACGGGUUAUAUCUGUGUAUUUUUAAUACAACAAAGAUGAAAUAUCUCAUCUACAACAUACAGGUGAAAGAAAAAGUUUCAACAUUUUUGGUUAGAAAAGCCCGGGACACUAACACUGGUUUUCGACAAGGAAGAACAGAGCAAGACCUUGCAUUGGCCGUCUGCCUCUCCGUGUUCAUUACAUUUGUUUGUGCUUUUUGUCUGGGUGCUUUUGCUAGACCCUACCUUGUGAGCCUGUGGAGACUCAUGCGCAGGAACAAAAAUUCAGGUUCAGAACAUACUUAUUCUAAUCAAGCUUUUUCAGAUGAAACCUUGAGCAGAGGGUGCUCUGCAAGCAAACCAAUGCAGCAUAAUUUGUUCAUUAGUGAUGAGAAUUCUUCAAGAAACACAUGCAUUUUUCCUACAGAAACUUCUACUUUGCAUGAAAGUGUCAUUGAUAGCAGUGUACGUGCACCAAAUACGGAAGAAGAGUACCAGAAAGAAAGCAAUAAUGAGAUCUAUGUGAAGAAAAAACCAGCAUUUUCAGACAUCAAAACUAGUAUCAACAAUUAUGAAAAUAUAAAUAUUGAUGAUAAUGGACUAUAUUCUGUAAGGACAGAUUACAAGAACAGCAAUGAAGUAACACCAAGAAAAUUAAGGAGUAAUGACAUUUCAUUGUGGGAAGAUUCAAAAUAUGCAAAUAAUGAAGACUCAGAGAAGAGCAGGUUCCCUCCUGUACCCAGGAGAUUGAAUGCUGACUCUUACUCAAAUUACACUGACUCUUCAGAUCUGGAUUUAUCCUUUACGGAAAAAACUGGCUUUCCAUUUUCCACAACACAAACACAUACAGUUGCACAAGAUUCUAGGAACAGCCAGGUAAGCAACAACUCUGGUCUGCUGCGGUCUGAAACCACAAAGGCUCCACCAGAGUCUCCUGAAAGAGAAGGUAUCGUUUCACAUAACGAACCCAUAAGCAUUACAAAAUUUAUGCCCAAAAGGCAAAGCUGUGAUGAACAAUUUGGUCUAAAUGGCAACAUAAAUAUAACCGGUGAUGUAGGAGAUUUUAUUUCACCCGGUAGCUGCAAGAGAAGCACAAAUAUUGAGAAUUUAAGUGUCUACCAAACAAUAGAAAACGCUCCUCUUAGGGAUUACGACUGUAAAACGGAACGUACAAAUGAAAAAUAUGCUUCGGCAGAUAUAUUUGGCGAUAGUUCUUCAGAUGAAGGGACUCCAUUCACAAUGAGCGACUGUAGUUCUCUAGCAGACUUUGAACUGGAACAACCCGGUGUUAGUGACAACCCACCAGUCUGUCAGUCGUCAGUAGAGGAAGCCAAUACAAACAGUGGAACCGAGAAGUUCUCAACACUGCCAGAGUCUCCAAACAUUGCUGCUGAACUUCAGCAUAUUGGGAAACAUAAAGACAGGAACAAUGGGUAUUUUGAAACCACUAUUAAUUAUGGAUCAGAUACCAUCAUGCCUGAAACAGCAUCGCCUUACACUGAUAAAUGUAGUGACCAUAUAAGCAUGUCAGAUUCAGACACAAUUAGUUCUUCAGAUCAGGAAGUUCCUGAUACGUUUGAUUAUUUUACUAAUGAAGAGUCAACAGUACAAUACUCUGAUUCUCUCCACAAUCAAAAUACAGAUUUUGGUAAUACGUUACUUUCAUUAAAACAUUCUCCCACAUACAACACGGAUACAGAGAGUGCUCCUGAAGAGGCUGAAUUGCAGCUGUAUCAGCUUGCCAUUGAACCUCAGCAUCCCCUCAGAUUCAGUCCCACUGAACAAAAAGAAAAUGCACCAGAGGGAAGUACAGAUGAGCACAACAAUAGGAACUCCUCCAAAAAGAAUCAUGGCGAAGGGGACAUUACAUUAAGAAGAAACACGAGUCCACCUGAGGACGAUGACUUUAUUUUUGCUCCCAUUGAUACUGGUUUGAAUGAAAUCGUUAAAAAAACAUCACUACUGCAUUCCAGCAACGAGUUAUCUCUUCAGCCUCUGCCUGAAAACACAACUGAAAAACUUUUAACAUUUAUUACAGAGAAAGAAGACUUGCUACCACAGGGGAAGCAGGUGAAGACAGCUAAGGCUCGUGCAGAUCAAUUGCAAAGAGAUUUUAAUGAGAAAGACUGUGAUGGAUACACAGAAUUACAGGACACCAGCAACUGGAGUCUGCCCAAAGAAAUGCAGUCUUGCAGUGCUGUGGCAGAUUUUCUGCAUCUUCACUGGUCUGGGAAAACACGAUCAGUCUUCAACACAGGAGAUCAUUUCCAACUGGAUCAGAGUGACGAGGAUGGACAUUCCUUCUCAGUCCCACAAGGCUUCUUCAAUGAAAGCACACGACAGAGUUCGCGUUCAUUCCCACAAAAGACUACAGGAAAUACAAUCUCUGAAAGCAUUGAUUCCAGCGAGAUGGAGGAUGACACGACAUUGACAGGACUGGAGAAAAAUUUUACAACAGCUGGCAACCUCCAAAAUUCAAGUGAAAAGCUCAGUCAAAAAAGUCAGAACAAUUCAGGACAGGGACAGUUUUUUGUUAAGAAGAAAAGAGCAUUUGAUGGAUUUGCUAAUGUUCUGCAAAGCAGGAGAACAAACUUCAGUAGUUGA
Balearica regulorum gibbericeps (East African grey crowned-crane) is the source of this 3462-nucleotide messenger RNA. NCBI's taxonomy places the organism in Eukaryota, Metazoa, Chordata, Aves, Gruiformes, Gruidae. The record is from RefSeq and is a predicted model, not a curated record.